UUGAGUGGGAUUUGGGUGUAUAUAAACCUGAGUUCCCUUGCCUUGUUUAGGUAUUCCAUCCCCACUCUUGUUGUUUGUUUAAAUCAGCCAUUUUUGUUGUUCUCAAGAGACAGAAGAUGAACAGACCCGGAGACUGGAACUGCACCUCCUGCCACCACUUGAACUUCCAGAGGAGGGACAUCUGCCAGCGCUGCGGCGAUCCCAAGGCCGGCGGCGGCGGAAGAGCUGGGUCUGGAUUCGGGUUCGGCGGGUCGGACGUGAGGCCCGGGGACUGGUACUGCAGCUUAGGGAACUGUGGAGCCCACAAUUUCGCAAGCCGGUCAAGCUGCUUCAAAUGUGGGGCCUUCAAAGACGACAUGUCGGCCUUCGACUUCGAUCUUCCUCGUCCAACUCCUCGUGGGAUAUCCCCUUUUGGUUUCCCCACUCCCGCCCGUUCCCCUGCCUCCGCUUGGAAGUCCGGUGACUGGAUUUGUGCCAGGUCGGGAUGCAACGAACAUAACUUUGCAAGUAGGAUGGAGUGCUUCAGAUGCAAUGCUCCAAGAGACUCGUACUAACAAACCUAGCCAUGUUCGAGUCCACGUGGUUUAGCGUUCCAAGUGCGAGAGAAUUUGAAAGAGACUUCAUUCAUAAACUGCACUACCUUUGUUUCUUUUUUUGUCUCUUUGAUUUUGAUUUUGAUUUUGUAGCCUUUUUUUUUUUCUAAUUAUUGUUAAUUUCUGUGAUGAAAAUUUGAGAUAUUCUCCAAAAAUCAAUGUUUCUUAUUAUA
Cucurbita maxima (winter squash) is the source of this 766-nucleotide messenger RNA. Its product is annotated as ranBP2-type zinc finger protein At1g67325-like. The coding region runs from base 117 to 554 and encodes 145 amino acids. NCBI's taxonomy places the organism in Eukaryota, Viridiplantae, Streptophyta, Magnoliopsida, Cucurbitales, Cucurbitaceae. The record is from RefSeq and is a predicted model, not a curated record. The transcript is spliced from 4 exons. Gene Ontology annotation, molecular function: mRNA binding. Gene Ontology annotation, cellular component: cytoplasm.